This is a messenger RNA of Dromiciops gliroides (monito del monte), 2931 nucleotides long. RefSeq names its product inter-alpha-trypsin inhibitor heavy chain H3-like. Gene Ontology annotation, biological process: hyaluronan metabolic process. The coding region runs from base 288 to 2870 and encodes 860 amino acids. Lineage: Eukaryota; Metazoa; Chordata; Mammalia; Microbiotheria; Microbiotheriidae. Gene Ontology annotation, molecular function: serine-type endopeptidase inhibitor activity. The transcript has 23 exons. The record is from RefSeq and is a predicted model, not a curated record.
GGCUGUACCUCUCCCUGGUCCUGCUCUCUGGCCUGGGGACAUCUCACUUUUUGAUAAACCCUCUCAGGAACAUCAAGAAGCGGAGCCUCCCAGAUACGGAGUGAAAAACCCAAGUUCUACCUCAGCAACAGCAGAGACUCCUGUAAUCUCCCCCCCCUGCCAAAAGCUCAGCCCUCUCACAAGACUAUGAGCUUAGUUCCAGAGACACUGGUGCUGUAGCUGAUUCAGAGGCUCUGGGAUCUCUUUCUCUGGCAAGGCCUUCCUGGGACUGGAUCCACGUCAGCCUGAUGGUUGUCAAUGGCAUUGAAAUAUAUAGCACCAAGAUCAACUGCAAAGUGACCUCCCGCUUUGCCCACAAUGUGGUCACGACAAGGGCCGUCAACCGUGCAGACACUGCCAAGGAGAUUUUCUUUGAUGUGGAGUUGCCCAAGACAGCUUUCAUCACUAACUUCACCAUGACAAUUGAUGGUGUCACCUAUCCUGGAAAUGUGAAGGAAAAAGAAGUUGCUAAAAAGCAGUAUGAGAAAGCUGUGUCUCAGGGCAAGACGGCUGGCCUGGUCAAAGCCUCAGGAAGAAAGCUGGAGAAAUUCACUGUCUCUGUGAAUGUGGCUGCAGGCAGCAAAGUCACUUUUGAGCUGACCUAUGAGGAACUGUUAAAGCGGAACAAAGGAAAAUAUGAGAUGUACAUCAAGGUUCAUCCCAAACAGCUGAUCAAUGAAUUUGAGAUUGUGGCAGACAUCUACGAGCCUCAAGGGAUCAAAGAGCUGAAUGCUGAUGUGUCCUUUAUCACCAAUGACCUGAUGAAUGUCCUCACAACAUCCUACUCAGGAAAAAAAGGCCAUGUGUCCUUCAAGCCAACUUUUGAUCAGCAACGCUCAUGUCCAACUUGCUCCACUUCACUCUUGAAUGGGGACUUCAUAAUAACAUAUGAUGUGAACAGAGAGCAGCCUGGGAAUGUGCAGGUUGUCAAUGGCUACUUUGUGCAUUUCUUUGCUCCCCAAAACCUCCCAGUUGUGCCCAAGAAUGUGGUUUUUGUCAUAGAUGUCAGUGGAUCCAUGGCUGGUCGGAAGUUGGCCCAGACAAAGGAGGCACUUCUUCAUAUCUUGAAUGAUGUAAAAGCAGGUGAUUUCCUGAAUUUUAUCCUGUUUAGCUCAGAUGUGACCACUUGGAAAGACACUUUGGUCCCAGCCACUCCUGAGAACCUCAAGGAAGCAAAAGAAUUUGUACACAACAUUCAAGACAGAGGAGCGACCAACAUCAAUGAUGCCCUUCUCAAGGCUAUUGAAAUGGUGAACAAAGGUCGAGAGAUGGGAAUAGUCCCUGACAGAAGUACAUCGAUAAUCAUCAUGCUGACAGAUGGGGAAGCCAAUACUGGAGAAAGUAGAGUUGAAAAAAUCCAGGAGAAUGUGAGGAAUGCCAUUGGAGGCAAGUUUCCUUUAUAUAACCUUGGCUUUGGCAAUGAUGUCAAUUAUAACUUCCUGGAAAAGAUGGCUCUGGAGAAUCAUGGGGUGGCCCGACGAAUUUAUGAAGAUUCUGAUGCCGACUUGCAAAUGCAGGGUUUCUAUGAUGAAGUGGCCAACCCACUGCUCGUCAAUGUAGACUUGGAGUACCCACAAAAUGCCAUCAGUGACAUCACCCAGAACAACUACCAGCACUUCUACGAUGGCUCUGAGAUUGUGGUGGCUGGAAAACUGGUGGACUUUGAGACAAACAGCUUUGUUGCUGAUGUAAAGGGACAUGGUGCCUUAAAUGACCUGACCUUCACAGAAGAAGUGGACAUGAGGGAGAUGGAAAAAGCCCUCGAGGAGCAAGAAUACAUCUUUGGGGACUACAUUGAGAGACUCUGGGCCUACCUCACAAUUGAACAACUCCUAGAAAAGCGGAAGAAUGCUCAGGGGGAAGAGAAGAACAACCUGACAGCCCAAGCUCUGGAUCUGUCCCUCAAGUACCACUUUGUGACCCCGUUGACCUCCAUGGUGGUCACCAAACCAGAAGACAAUGAAGAAUCCCAGUCCAUUGCAGACAAGCCUGGGGAAGAAGUGAAGGCUGAUAAAAUCUCGCAUGUCUAUGCAACUCAAGUCAAUUACCAGCCUCCACCUAAUCCCUACUACUUUGUAGACGGAGACCCACACUUUAUCAUUGAAGUGCCCCAGAAGGAUGAUGCCCUCUGUUUCAACAUUGAUGCACAGCCAGGGGUGGUGCUGAACCUCAUCCGGGACCCAGACACAGGCAUCACAGUUAAUGGGGAGAUCAUCGGAGAAAAGAAAGCCAGUUCAGAAACAAAGAAAAUGAAGUCAUACUUUGGGAGACUUGGGAUUGUUGACCCCAAAAUGGACUUGCAGAUUGAAGUGACAACAGAGAAGAUCACCCUGUGGAGUGGAGGCAGGAGAACCAGCUUUACCUGGAUGGACACAGUCACUAUCGCACAAAAUGGUUUGUCAGUGGCCAUUAACAGGAAGAAAAACAUGGUGGUCUCAAUUGGAGAUGGGGUCACUUUUGUGAUCAUCUUACACCAGGUGUGGAGGAAACAUCCUGUCCACCAGGACUUCCUUGGGCUAUAUGCAGUUGAUAGUCAUCGGAUGUCUACAAAGACACAUGGACUGCUGGGACAAUUCUUUCACCCUUUUGACUUUGAAGUUUUUGAUGUUCGGCCAAGCUCUGACCCCAAGAAGCCAGAUGCCACGAUGAUCGUGAAAAACAAUAAGCUGACAGUCACCAGGGGCUCACAGAAAGACUAUAGAAAGGACUCUGGACAUGGCACCAAGGUCUCUUGCUGGUUUAUCCAUGACAAUGGAUCUGGGCUGAUUGAUGGUGUCCACACUGACUAUAUUGUGCCUGACCUAUUCUACCACAGUCCAACUCACUUCUAAUCAGACAAAUAGGCAAAAGACUGGACUCCAAGAAAGCAAUAAAGAAUGGUUUGGCCUUUUG